AUGGCAAAAAGGGCAAAAAGGAGGCAAAAAAGGUGGGAAGGGAAAGAAAGGAGCCAAAAAAGAGAAAAAGUGGUCAAUCGAGACGAAGAACUCCAAAAUGCCAUUACAAAUGCCCUUCUUUGCAAGCAAAAUCUUUCGCUCUGCACGCGCCAGCGCGAUGAUUACCGAGAAACUUGUCAAAAACUAGCCGCAGAGAACGAAAAGAUCUCCAACUCGCUGUAUCAGGCCGAAAGGGACACGAUUGAUAUCAUUUCGCUGCUGAAGCGCGAGGAUAUCGCCAAGUUCAAAAAUAUUCGAGAACUGAAUAAACGAAUUUCCGAACUCGAGCAAAUCACAGAAAAGGAGCGUGAAAAGAUCGAGUCGACAUACAAUGCGAAAACCAAAACGUGGGAAGACCAACUUGCCGAAAAGGAGAAGCAAGUCGAGCUGCUCCAACGCGAAUUGCAUGCAGUCAAAGAGUUCCGCAAGCAAAAGGCGCAGCUGAUGGAGGAAAUCAAAGACAUGCGCAACGAGCUCGAGGAGCAGCGAACUCUCAACACGAAAAAUAAGCAAAAAAUGGAGCAUAAAUUCUUUGUCGAAAAAAUGAAAAUGGAAAAUGAGGCUAGUCAAAAAAUUGCACAGUACGCUGAACUUGCUCAAAAAGAAGCCAUUGCGGGCCUCGAUGAAACCACUAGAAAAGUUUUCCGCGACAAUGUUUCAAUGUCCGAGGUGAUGAACUACCACAUCGACGAGAACAAGGCACUGCGCGAGCGGAACAAGAAACUCGAGCGAAAAAUCAAGACGAUCAACCAAGAGCUUGAAAUUAGUGAUCUAACAGCGCGCGAGAAAGUGGCCGAAUACCAGAAAGCCAAGGACCACAUUCGCAAUCUGAUGCACGAGAUCAAGACACUUAACAAUCAGCUGAAGGAGCAGCAGCGCGAGAAUAAGAAUGAGCGCGCGCUCGUGCUCCACAAAUCUGUCCAACAAUCAGCUUCAGAUCAGGCCGAUAUUGCGAGAUUAAGUCUUCAGCUACAGCGAAAAGAGCUAGAAUAUAGAAGAGUUAAAACGCUCGCUAAGAAAGUUGUGGACGAGCGAGCAGAAAUGGAGCGGUUUUUCAUCGAGGCCCUGGACGAAGUGGCGGAAAGGAUCAAAGACUCAAGACAGAAUUAUGUCAAAUCGACAAAGACUCAGUAUCACGCACAAAUGGCUGCAGCAGCUACGGGCAGGGGAGCAGCGCCGCCGGUGAAAACUUUCUCGAAGGGCGGUUACAACUCGACAAAUACAGUUCAAAAAGACAUUGCCUAUGCUUCGGACUGGAACAACGUGCCUCCAAACACAGACAUUUCUGAUCUGACGUGGGAGCAGAAGGAGCGAGUAAUUCGUCUUCUCUUUGCAAAAAUGAACGGAGUCGACAAUGAGCAAAUCAAGUUGUCCAAGCCGCCUUUGCCUCCUCUCCACUCUCACAGAAAGUUGAAGAACGCUUUUAUUACGAUGAAGGGUGAAACAUCGCAAGUCGAACUCAACUCGAACAGCUUCGAUAAGAACGCGCCGAGUUCGCUGUGCAAAGCGGUCCUGGAAGGAAACGAAGUCGCUGCCAAGUCUAUUUUGCAAAACUCUGUUGCUGCAGUUUUAUCCGUCGCUGCAACUGGCGAUGCAACUGAUGACGCUAUUGAGGUAUUUGACGUCUUCCAAGCGGCUCUUGAUUGCCCGGCCAAUCUGCUUGAUGCGGAUAUCAUCGAGUGUCUCUCUGCGAAGGUUUUCGGUAGAACCGAAACUGAUGUUACCCUUCGUUGCUGCGCGGGAAAUUUCCUGAUUCAAGCAGUCUUCAACAAAUCUGAUGUGAUCGAGGAGUUAAAUAUCACCAAGGAUCUUAUGCAUAUUUGCUUCUCUAUUCUAACAGAAGCGGACGAAACUGACGAAGAAGAAGAAGAGUCUCCUCGAUCUCUUUCACUUCGCCUGCUGGAUACGAUUUCGAACAAGCUUCCGGAUACGGAAGUUUCCAGCGUUGUGAUGGACUUUGCCACCAGUGCAUCGGAAGGCGAAGCUAGUCAGAAACUUGCAGCUCUUUCUGCUCUUGCUCAUGUCUGUGAAGGAUGCGCUGGUGCUCUUGGGGAUCACACCGAAUUCAUAUCAAAGUUCGCUUGCGAUGCCCUUCGAACCGACUCUCCAACCCUUCAGAAAGCAGCUUUUUACGCUCUGGGCCAAUUUGCCGAGCAAAUGCAUGAGCAGAUGGCUGAUUUCGCCCCGGGAGUUCUUGAAUUGGCAAUCGGAAUGAUGGAAAAAUCUCCAGAGGAUCUCGUGAAGCACAACCAACUGGAGAAGGCGUUUUACUGCAUUGGCUUUCUCUCCACAGUGGAAGACGAAAGAGUCGAAGAUGAAAUCGAGAAGCUUCUUCCAUCUCUUAUGAGCUCGUUGAAACGGUUCAUCCAAAUGGGCAACUCUCAGGAAUGCCAAGCCGCUACUCAUGCUGUCAUGUGUCUUGCAACUUUCAUCGCGGAAAUGCCUGACGACGUUAUCGCGCCACAUCUCGAAGAUUCCGUCCAGAUGCUCGAAUUGCUCUUGCCCGAGACUGCUGCUGGUGUUUCCAAAGACGCCGAUGAGAAUGCUCUGCAGGCUUCUGCUUUGGACACGAUGGCUACUGUCGCUACAGCAGCACAAGAAGCUUUUGUGCCAUUCGCCGCGAAGUCGCUUUCUCUAACCAGAGAACUUGUUUUUCAUGAAAAUGAGUCUGAGAUGCGACGUGCGGCUCUGAAACUGGCUUGCGCGACUGUGUGCCUAAAGAACUCCCCUCGUGACCUUCUUGAUGCUGUCCCUCGCAUUCUCGAGUGCCUAGCUACAACCCUCACAUCCACCUCUCUAUACUUCAAGGGGCGACAUGUUGACAUGGCGGGCGUCGAUGAAGACAACGAGGACACCUGCGCCCAUGCCGAUGAAGAGAUCGCAGCAUUCAUCAUGGAAAACGACUUGAACUUCUUUUUCCUUGAAGAAAAGUUGUUUGUUAUCCACGCUCUCACCCUUAUGGCCAAGAAAAUUGCGGAUCAUCUCGCCGCCGCCAGCACCGAUCUCUUCGAGAAAUGCAAGAACGUCACCGCUUCUUACACCGGCGAUAUAAGUAAAUUCGCAUGCGCCGCCAUGAUCCACAUGGGCCAUGUCAUCCAGAAAACGUCUGGAAACGAAACGCCUCUAUUUGAUGCUGUUUCCAUCGGUAUUAAGAAAAUUGGAACUGACGCUAAGCACGAUUGCGCCCUUCAAAUUUUGAAUGAAAUUCACGAGGUCCUCGAUGCUUUCAAGAAACCAAUUCAUACGAAAGGAAUCUUGGAAACUGUUCGAAUGGCAUUGAAGGGAGAGCUGGCUUGCAUGAUUGAAGAGGAGAAGAAUGAAGAUGAAGAAGAUGAUAAUGACGCCAAGCUUGAUGGCCAGUUCUUCGACGGAAAGUUCUUCAACGCCGAGGAAAUCGAGCAAGAUAUACUUGAUGGCAGUGGUGUUCUCCUCCUUGCAGCUGCAGGAGUUGACCCGCAGGUCAUGAUCGAUAACGGUUUAGCCGACAUUUUGCCCGCUGCAAUUGAAUAUUUGCAAAAACCCGACGCCUGCUCAAAAGCCUCAGUAAUCCGCAUCAUUGGGGACUUGUUCCAGAAACUAGGAGCAAAAUCUGCCGAAGGCUUCGUCAAGGAGCUGCUGCCAAUUUUCAUGGGAUUCGUCAAAUCCGAAGACGAAAACAUCCAAAGUAGCAUCUUCACCGCGAUCGGAAGACUUCUUGCUUCCUCUGGAGAAACUGGCGUUUCUUUGACUCCUGACUUCAAAAAGAGCUUGUCUGAAGAAGAAUGGAAUAAGAUCGAGAAUGCGACCUCCUAA
Molecule: messenger RNA, 3831 nt
Organism: Oikopleura dioica
Lineage: Eukaryota; Metazoa; Chordata; Appendicularia; Copelata; Oikopleuridae
Source: the annotation of a GenBank genome assembly